AUGUUUCUCAGAUCUGCUAGAUAUGCCUUUUCAUCAUUCCCUUCACCUUUAGUUUCAGUGCAAUAUCUGAAAUAAAAUCUCAAUAAAGUCAAAGUCUUAGAUUGUUCAUGGUACCUUCCCCAAAUGAAUCGUAAUGCAGAAUAAGAAUAUAAAAAAUCACACAUUCCUGGAGCAAUUCGUUUUGAUAUUGAUGCAAACAGCCUCUAAGAAACAACUUUGCCACAUAUGCUUCCAAAAACGGAAGACUUCGAAAGAUCCGUAUCUGAUAUGGGAAUUAGUAAUAGCGAUCAAAUAGUAGUUUAUGACGGGAUGAAUAUCUUUUCGUCUGCAAGAGUCUAUUGGUAAUUCAAAUACUUUGGACAUAAAGAUAUAGCUGUUCUAGAUGGUGGUUUCCCAGCUUGGGUUAGGGAAAAUUGUGCAGUCUCUGAUGCUCCACCAUUAAUCAGGGAGGCCAAAUACAAAGCUACUCCUUAACCUCAUAUGUUGAGAGACCUCAAUUUCAUUCUUAAAAAUAUAGAGAAUUAAAAUAAAGGAAAGAAAGGAGAUUAGGUUUUGGAUGCUAGACCAGCUCCAAGAUUUAAUGGAGAAGUGCCUGAACCUAGACCAGGAUUGUCUAGUGGUCAUAUGCCAUAUUCAACUUCAUUGCCUUUCAGCCAAUUAAUUGAUUAAAAAACUGGAUUGAUGAAGACUUCUGAGGAAAUUAAAGAGAUACUCAACAGUCUCAAUGUUGAUACGAAUAAAAACAUAGUGUGUUCAUGUGGAUCAGGUGUAACAGCAUCAGUGAUUUAUCUUGCUUUACAAAGAAUAGGGUUGAAAAAUAUCUCAUUAUAUGAUGGAAGUUGGAGUGAGUAUGCUGCUGCCAAGGAUGUAGAGAUCAAAAAGAAAUGA
Paramecium tetraurelia is the source of this 888-nucleotide messenger RNA. RefSeq lists its product as uncharacterized. NCBI's taxonomy places the organism in Eukaryota, Ciliophora, Oligohymenophorea, Peniculida, Parameciidae. The transcript is spliced from 4 exons. Gene Ontology annotation, molecular function: thiosulfate-cyanide sulfurtransferase activity. The record is from RefSeq and is a predicted model, not a curated record. Gene Ontology annotation, cellular component: mitochondrion. Gene Ontology annotation, biological process: transsulfuration.